Molecule: messenger RNA, 2142 nt
Organism: Megalops cyprinoides (Indo-Pacific tarpon)
Lineage: Eukaryota; Metazoa; Chordata; Actinopteri; Elopiformes; Megalopidae
Product: GTPase IMAP family member 8-like
Exons: 5
Coding region: 1-2142 (713 amino acids)
Molecular function (GO): GTP binding
Source: RefSeq, a predicted model, not a curated record
AUGAUGCGGGCUGCUACAGAGAGCCAGCGGAGCGAGACCAAGAGAGAGGAGGCCCACAGCAGAGAGCUGAGGAUUGUCCUGCUGGGAGGAAGAUGGGGUGGGAAGAGUUCAGCAGGAAACACCAUCAUGGGAAGGAUAUGGUUCAAGUCUGGGAGACAGAGGACUGUAAAGAGUGAGAACCAGCACAGCCAAGUUGCUGGGAGGUUGGUUACUGUGGUCGACACACCAGGGUGGAGAGGUUAUUUCUCUUUGAAGGAUACCACAGAGAAAGAUAAAGAGGAGAUUAAGAGCAGUGUGUGUUACUGCUUACCAGGACCCCACGCUUUCCUCCUCAUUGUUCCGCUGGACACCCUGUUCACCGAGGACCACAGGACAGCACUGGUGGAACAUCUGAAGCUCCUAGGUGACAGAGUAUGGAGAUACUCCAUGGUGCUGUUCACCUGUGGGGACUGGCUGAAGGACAGAACCAUCAAGCAGCACAUUGAGACAGAAGGGAAGGCCCUCCAGUGGCUUGUAGAUAAAUGCAUGAACAGGUAUCAUGUCUUCAACAACAGGAACCGGGAUGAUGACACUCAGGUCAGAGAGCUGCUGGAGAAGAUAGAGGAGAUGGUGGCAGGAAACAGUGGUGGUCAUUAUGAUGUUGAAAGAAGUGUUCGUCAGGCAAUGAGAGAAAAGAAGAAAGUAGUGGAAGAAAAGGCAAAGAAGAGGAUGAUAGAGGUGGAGAAACAAAGAGAGGAACUUAGGACACUCGUUCAAGAAGUGCAGGUCCAACUGAUAGAAGUCAGAGCAGUUCUGCUCGGCAGCCAAAACGCUGGAAAGAGUGCAACAGGAAACACCAUCUUAGGCAGCGAGGAGUUUGAUGUAAUAAGAGGGACCUCAAAAUCUGUAGUGAAACAUGGUCAAGUGAAUGGGACAGCGGUCUCUGUGGUUGACACACCAGGCUGGUGGAGGCAUUACUUCAUAAAAGAUUCUCCAGAGAUGAUCAAACAGGAAGUGCAGUGCAGUGUGUUUCUGUGUCCCCCUGGACCCCACGUUUUCCUCCUGGUCAUUGAUACAGAUGUGUUGUUCACUGAGAGGCAGAGGAGAGCUUUAGAGGAACACCUGGAGCUCCUUGGUGGGCACGUGUGGAGACACACCAUGGUUUUGUUCACUAAAGCUGAUUGUCUGGGAACCACGUCAAUUGAGCAGUACAUAGAGGGAGAAGGGCAGGCCCUCCAGGAGCUUGUGGAGAAAUGUGGGAACAGGUACCACACUCUCACUAAUAAGAACAGAGGAGAACAAUCCACCGAGGUCAAGGAGCUGCUGCAGAAGAUAGAGGAGAUGGUAGCAGGGAAUAGAGGAUGUCACUAUGAAGUGGAUGAGACAAUUUUACAGACCAUAGAGCAGAAGAGGAAGGAAGUAGAGGAAAAGGCCAAGCAAAGGUUGAAAAGGAUGAAGGAACAGAGAGAGAGACUCCAAACUGGCCUCAAGGGGUUAAACUACCAUCUCCCAGAGGUGAGGCUGGUACUGCUGGGGCAGGAGGGAGCUGGGAAAAAUGUGGCAGGAGGCACCCUUCUGGGUAGAGAGGUGUUCCCCACCUGUGAAACUACACAGUACACAGCAUAUACUGAGAGACACUGGAGAGCCCUGCAGGAUCACAUAUCAUGCCUCGGAGAGAAUGUCUGGAGACACACUAUAGUGCUGUUCUCAUACGGAGAAAGACUACGAGACACAAACAUUGAGGAGCACAUUGAGAGGGAAGGGUGGUUCCUCCAGCGGCUUGUAGAUAAAUGUGGGAACAGGUAUCACGUCUCCAACAGUAAGAUCAGGGGUGAUGGCACUCAGGUUAAACAGCUUCUGGAGACGGUAGAGGAGAUGGUGGCAGAAAACGAUGGGCAGCACUUCUCCCCGGACAGGAGUCAAGUGGAAAAAAUCCUGCAGGAGAAGUUCAAGGGUAGAGAAGCUGAAGAAAUGAGGCUACGUUUUGAGGAGGAAUGGAGGAGGAGAGAGGAUGAACUCAUGAAGCAAGUCAUAAAACCACUCAUGGAGAGGUUCAGAAAGUCCUUGAUGGAGCUGGAGGAAGAGAUAAAUUCUGGACCGCCUGUCGAUCCCAAGAGCAGGCAUGUAUUUACCUCACCCACCUGUGAGUAUCAGUAUGUAUAA